AAUAAUGGAGUUCCCGAAUCAGAGCUUCAAGCAUUUUCUAGACAUCAAUCCCAUGAAAGUUUAGCAGAUUACUGCAAAACUAGUGAUGAUCAACAUUUAAUAAAUACAGCAAUGUUAAUUCCAUAUUCACCACAACAAUUAGACUUGGAUGAAUACGAAUAUGACAAUUUUUAUGGAGGGCACUUAGAUGAAAAAUUGGAUUCUGAUAAUGCACAUUAUGAUAAGAAUUUUGCUCAAUAA
Molecule: messenger RNA, 240 nt
Organism: Dentiscutata heterogama
Lineage: Eukaryota; Fungi; Glomeromycota; Glomeromycetes; Diversisporales; Gigasporaceae
Source: the annotation of a GenBank genome assembly